This is a messenger RNA of Drosophila erecta, 1971 nucleotides long. RefSeq names its product HEAT repeat-containing protein 3. Bases 77 to 1954 code for a protein of 625 amino acids. The record is from RefSeq and is a predicted model, not a curated record. The transcript has a single exon. Lineage: Eukaryota; Metazoa; Arthropoda; Insecta; Diptera; Drosophilidae. Gene Ontology annotation, biological process: protein import into nucleus; ribosomal large subunit biogenesis.
AAACAUCGAUAGCACGAAUAGCCGCCGCCUUUUGUUCCAGCCCCAUAGUAAACACGUGCAGUUGUGUUUUGUUGCAAUGGGAAAAGUCCGGAAAGUGAAAACGCGGACGCCAUCCGGCGUGGACACUUCUGCGGAAAUUGAUCUAGAAUCGGCGGGCGAAACGGAGGGCGUCGGACCAAUCGAGGCAAUUUGCCUGCACCUGCAGCGAGCGGACGUGGAGGAAAAGCUGAACGGACUGCACUCCUUCGCUGUGCUGGCACUGCGAAAGGAGAAGGUUCCCGAAAUACGUGACAGCGAGUUGGUCCGGAUUGCGGCCCCCCUGCUGUGCGAUAAGGAGAGCGCCAUCCGGAAUGCGGCGGCAGGUGCCUUUCGGAAUUUCUCGGUGUUUGGCACGGAGGUGUGCGAUUUCCUCGUGGAUAACGACGUACUGACCCCCUUGCUGACCCUGGUCCGUAGCUAUGAUCUGACUAAAAAUGGAUUCGAGAACGAACUGCAUGCGGACACCUUCCAGCAAGCAAUACAUCUGCUCCGAAAUCUUUGCGAGAGCUCGCCCACAGCUACAGAAGCCCUAAACCAGGCCAACUUCCUUUCCAGCCUGCUGCUGGGCUUCGACUACAGAAAGUUUGGCCUUGAAAGUGCAAUUUCAGUUGCCCAACUCGUACUGGUGGUGUCUGAGAACAACUCCAGCUCGUGGAACGUCCUGGCCAGCAGUAACGUACUACCUGAGCUUCUUGUGUCUCCCACAGAAAGCCACGCGCAGCUUUACCUUAACGCCUUAGCCGCUGGUAUCUUGUGUAAUGUCCCCGCCUGCGCGGCCGGACACACUCAGGAAAUUCUGAACAGUCUGGACAAACUACUAGCCAUUGAUCCCCAGGCCCAGCUGCAAGGCUGCAAAACCGAAAUUCAAAAUGUAAAGUCGAAGAACGAGGCACCCGUGCUGGAAAUCUCUAUGGAGACGGAGGAGAUGACGGAAACACAGAGUGCCAAUCAGUCCCAACCAAACCAUUGCGAUGCCGAAGUAGCACUCAAAAACCUGGAGUACCUGCUAGAUGCCCAGCGCCUGGUGGCGGAGAUUAUUACCAACCUGGGCUCCAGCGAUGAACAGAGUAACUGGGAUACGGAUAGCGAGCAGUCAGAGUCUGAGAGCGUGGCCGAUUACGAAAUGGAGGACGAGACAGCUGACAGUGGAUCAGGAGGACUCCCCGCCAACUUCUUGGAGACCAUCAAACAAAACAAAGUGAUCGAGAAAUUGUGGCAAAAGGCUCAACCACUGCAACCAGCUGUGGCAAAUAUAGUGUCCCAGCAGGACAAUAUCAAGGAGAAAGUGGCAAAACUAAGAGUGGCCUACUUGAUUUGCCUCCAGAACCUGUGCAAUGUACUGCCCGCUGAAGAUUUGGGCGGCUGCCACGACAUCUAUAACAUGUGGAUGAUUUUGUGUCAACAAGCCUUUAGGGGAAACGAAGAUGUAGCCGUUAUGGAGGCCAUUACUUCACUAAUGCGUUCCUCUCUGAGUUUGCUCAAGUCUCGCAAGGAUCUUUUUGGCCAAAUGACGGAGAAUGACCUGAACAUGAUUAUCGAGGGAGCUAGCAAGUGCACAGAUAUAAAUAUCCGCGUUAACUGGAACCGCAUGCUGGGCACGCUGGGCUCUCUGCUCUCAGAGCCUCUGGUUAAGGCAAUAGUGCUCUUCCUAUUGACUUAUUGUGCCCAGGAAGAUGACCUGUGGGCUCUGUCUGAAGGACUCGAUGCGCUAAUGGACAUUUUCGCCGUGGACGACUGGCCGCAGAUCAUCGCGGACUUGGAGAUGUGCGAUCGCGUCCAGGCACUAGAGGAGUUGUUCAAAUCGAAGCUGCGGCAGCAACGACGGGAGCUCAAGGAGCGACGAGCCACAGUGCAAACAGUGAAAACAAAUUUCGCACGAUUUGUUUUCUAUCUUAAAAAGAACAGUAAAAAAUAAAUUAGCCCGACCACUAA